GAUAGAAAGAUAACAUUUUAUUACACUGGACAUACACGAUUUUCAUUUCGAAAUCUAUCUAAAACACUGUAUUUUUAAAAAAGGAGAAACAUGGGAUGUUGUGACGGAUUGUCAAAAUUUUUUCUGAUCACAUUUGGAAUACUUUUCUUGCUAUUUGGUGGAGCUUGUUUAGGUGGCGGUAUCUAUGUUCUUGUGGCUAAAAAUGAUAUACUGAUAUUAGCACGAAGCGCCACUGAUGGGGCUGUGGACACCAUUGAUGCACCAUCUUUGAUAGAAAGGGCCGCCUAUGUCUUUAUUGCCAUAGGUUCAUUCAUUGUGUUUAUAUCAUUUGUUGGAUGUUGUGGAGCAUGUCUGAAGAACAAAUGUUUACUGAGAACAUAUGUAAUUAUAGUUGGAUUGAUGAUUGUAUUGGAAGUGGUAGCUGCAAUACUGGCUGCAGUUUUCAUGAACAAGAUGGAGACCUACGCAAAAGACAAUUUGCAGACCAUGCUGAAUGACAACUACAUUGGUCCGUAUGCUACUUCUAAUGCUGUCAGCUUGGCAUUUGAUCUUGCACAAAUACUGCUUGAUUGUUGUGGUGUAGUCAAUCGAACUGAGUAUGCUUCUAUCAACACAUGGAAUACUACCUAUGUGUAUGAUUCAGGAGGAGGUGUUUACGUCACAGCAACAGCAACGAUACCUCUUACGUGUUGUCAGUUUACCAGUAAAGAUGCUUUCCCCGAUGAUAUGACAGCCUUCCUUAAUUCGAUGGAGGAUAAACAAUGUCCAGUUACUCAGGCUGGAGCGCAUACUACAGGGUGUUAUGAAGCACUGAAAGAAGAAUUCAGUAAAUAUUUCAACAUACUGAUUGGUAUUGCAGCAGGUAUGGGUGGGUUACAGAUUAUUGGAUUUAUCUCAGCAUGUUGUCUAAUGAAAGAAGAUAGAAAGAGUAAAGAAAUCAUUUAAAUAAAUCAAUAGACAGCUGAAUUUUGCGCUGAAUCUUCAUGUAGUAUUUUCAUUUGAAAUUCACCUUUACUAUAUAUUUAUUAUUUUUCUAUGAAGCAAAUAAAUCAUUUAUAUUACUUGAAAAUAAUUCGACUGGUAAUGGAACGAAUUCCUAGAGCACAUGAUCAUUGAAAAUAACGUUUUAUAAAUUUCGUGCGUCUGAAUAAGAUAUAUUCAGCAUACAUAUCUAGCUGUACUUAAUUGGGUUUAUUGUAAAUCAGCUCUUUAUUUUCCCUUAGAAUAAAACAAUCAAGCUUAA
Molecule: messenger RNA, 1243 nt
Organism: Mytilus californianus (California mussel)
Lineage: Eukaryota; Metazoa; Mollusca; Bivalvia; Mytilida; Mytilidae
Product: CD63 antigen-like
Exons: 7
Coding region: 91-945 (284 amino acids)
Cellular component (GO): membrane
Source: RefSeq, a predicted model, not a curated record